UUAUAAGAAAUUUUGUUGCAAUAAUUUAGUUAAACAAAUGUAUUGUUAAUAUUUGUUGCGUUUUAUAUUUAUUAUCAGAAAUGUUUUGUUUUAAAGUUUUAAUAUCUUUUGUUGUUUUAAAAUACACCAUGUCAACUGAUUUGAUUUUAAGAAACACUGCUAGUGGUGAUAUCAUUCCCUGUGAUACAGAUGAUGACUGUGAUGAUGUAGAGGGCAAAUGCAUCGAAAGUUUUUGCAAUUGCAACGGGUCCUCAGUGUGCAUGGACGAAGGAGGGGUGCUCGUUACGAAAAUCGGAGAGUCGUGCAAAUCAAAUAAAAACUGCAACAUAGAUGGCGCUUUUUGCAGUCGAGGAAGAUGCAUCUGCGAUAUCGGGAUGAUCGCAUCGAAUUCCUUUAAAACAUGCCUUUCGAUUUCUGAUGGACUUGACAGUAUGUGCGAAGAAAAUGUUCAGUGUGCAGCCAUAACACCCUUUUCACUUUGUCAAGAUAAUAAAUGCGUUUGUCAACAAAACAGGCACCCAUUCAAUGGAACUUGCUACAAAACUGUCGAGAUUGGGAAAAAGUGUGCAGACCAUAUAGAAUGUUCCCAAACGCAGCAUUCAGAAUGUGUUGACUCCACUUGUAGAUGCAAAAAUGAUUACGGCUUUAGCGACACAAAAUGUUGGCCUUUGGUUAAAGGAUUGGGAGGUCCUUGCACCAAGGAUAUUCAGUGCAAGCCAAUUUUGGGAUACGGUUCGGAAUGUUAUCAAGGGUUUUGCAAAUGCCAGGAUCUUUUUCAACUCAAAAAUACUACCGGGAAAUGUGUUAAAGAUAUGUUGCUUGGUGAAACUUGUAUGGAUCAUUUUGACUGUCAUCAACCAGGGCAAGGUGUUAGUCGGUUGGAAUGCAUUCUUGGGGAGUGCAAAUGCAAAUCUUCGUACAUAAAACUGGACGGAUAUUGCUUAAGUUCUUCGUCGAAUACAUCAAUUUUUUUGCCCUUAAUGUUGUUUUUAAUAAUUGUAAUUAAUUGUUUUUAAAGAUAUAUAUUUGUUUAUACUAUGCUUAAAAGUUUACCAUUAUAUAUAACUAUGUAAUGGUACAUAUUUAUUUUUUACACUAGAUACUAUAAUGAUUGUUAUUUAACAUUAAAAAUAAAGUAUUAUAAUUUUU
Brassicogethes aeneus is the source of this 1149-nucleotide messenger RNA. The record is from the annotation of a GenBank genome assembly. NCBI's taxonomy places the organism in Eukaryota, Metazoa, Arthropoda, Insecta, Coleoptera, Nitidulidae.